UGAAACAAAUUUGUGUUCAUGAAGAAUGACUGCAUACAAACCACAAUAUGUCAAGAGAAAAAAGAUCCAAUAGAACUGUUUCAUUCUGGGCAGCUGGUAAAAGUCUCCGCCCCAAUGGUUCGAUAUUCAAAGUUAGCUUUUAGAACACUGGUAAGAAAGUACAAUUGUGAUCUGUGCUACACACCAAUGAUAGUGGCUGCUGAUUUUGUCAGAUCCGAAAAAGCCAGAGACAGUGAAUUUACCACAAACCAAGGUGAUUGCCCAUUAAUUGUUCAGUUUGCUGCUAAUGAUGCAAGACUUUUAUCUGAUGCUGCUCGUUUAGUCUGUCCUUAUGCGAAUGGAAUAGACAUUAACUGUGGUUGCCCUCAGAGGUGGGCAAUGGCUGACGGUUAUGGAGCUUGCUUAAUAAACAAGCCAGAGCUUGUUCAAGAUAUGGUGAAACAAGUAAGAAAUCAAGUGGAAAAUCCCAGAUUUUCAGUAUCUAUUAAAAUAAGGAUCCAUGAUGAUCUUGCAAGAACUGUGGAUCUUUGUCGAAAGGCUGAAGCAACGGGAGUUUCCUGGAUUACAGUCCAUGGAAGAACUGUUGAAGAAAGACAUCAGCCAGUUCACUAUGAAGCCAUUAAAAUAAUUAAGGAAAAUAUGUCUAUACCUGUUAUUGCUAAUGGAGACAUCAGAAGCUUAAAAGAAGCAGAAAAAGUGUGCCAUAUUACUGGGACAGAUGGUGUGAUGGUUGCAAGAGGACUCUUAGCAAACCCAGCCAUGUUUGCUGGAUAUGAGGAAACCCCCCUGAAAUGUAUCUGGGAUUGGGUUGACCUUGCUCUUGAACUUGGAACUCCGUACAUGUGUUUCCAUCAACAUUUAAUGUACAUGAUGGAAAAGAUAACUUCAAGGCAAGAAAAAAGAGUAUUUAAUGCUUUGUCAAGCACAUCAGCAGUCUUAGAUUACCUUACGGACCAUUAUGGGAUGUGAUUGGACUUCCUAAGUUGUUUUAAUAUGUACUUUAAAGGAAUUGUGUUUUUAACAUUUUUAAAUAAAUUUUUUUAUUUUAAUACUAAAAGUAUGACUCAUUAUCUGUAAGUUAACAUGAAGUAUGUUUUUAAUAAGAAAAAGUGCAGAGAAAUGACAAAACAAAUGCCAACCUCUGUAAAAUGAAAAGGAACAAGACAUUCUAUAUAGAAUGCAUUCAGGGCUUAGAUUAAAAGUUCAAAUUGAAAA
This is a messenger RNA of Myotis davidii, 1215 nucleotides long. It is a transcript of the gene DUS4L, whose product is annotated as dihydrouridine synthase 4 like. The record is from RefSeq and is a predicted model, not a curated record. Lineage: Eukaryota; Metazoa; Chordata; Mammalia; Chiroptera; Vespertilionidae. Gene Ontology annotation, molecular function: tRNA dihydrouridine synthase activity; flavin adenine dinucleotide binding. Gene Ontology annotation, biological process: tRNA processing.